CUGACGCCUCUGCAAUAACCCUCAUUAGGAUGGCUCAGUCAGAUAUUCCAAACACAGUUCCUUUCUUCUCGUCUCCGCACGAAAGGCCAUAUAAGGUCGGUGACCUCCGCUCUUCGAUCCUCAUUCGAUUUCUCCCUCUCCUCGACACAAACUGCCCUCCCUACCCAAACUCGCCGGACUAGGUCGUCUUACUUCCACGGCCUUCACACAAACUCCCUGAAUACAAAUGAGCGCCAAGAUUGUCCCUCGUCCGAGUCAGGAGCGCGGCCACGCCGACCACGGGUGGCUGAAGACUUUCCACACUUUCAACUUUGCGUCAUACUACGAUUAUGAACACGAGAAAUUCGGCUCGCUCCGUGUCAUCAAUGAAGAUCGUGUCUCUCCGCGCACCGGUUUCGGCACGCACUCGCAUCGAGAGUUCGAGAUCUUUUCUUAUGUGGUGUCGGGACAGCUUGAGCACAAAGACUCUAUGGGCAACACAGAGAUCCUCAAGCGCGGUGACCUCCAGCUCACAUCCGCGGGCACAGGCAUCUCGCAUUCAGAGAAGACGUAUGGCCCAGAGCAGGUCCACUUCCUCCAGAUCUGGUCUCUGCCGCGCGUCGCACGUCUCACGCCCAAAUACUUCACGCGCCACUUCUCGGACGACGAGAAGCGGGACCAGUGGGUGCGCGUGGUGGCGCCUGUGGAUGCCGAGGGCGUGCUGAAGGACAGCCGGGAGGGGAAGAGCCCGGCGCCGGUGCAGAGCGCGCUGACGCUCUAUGCGACGUUGCUUUCCGAGGGUAAGAGUCUGACGCAGAGCGUGAAGGGGUCGAAGGGAUACAUGCAUGUUGUGCAGACAAGUGGAUACAACACAGGCUCUGCGACGGGCUCGGGUGUAAAGGCGAGCGUUGGGGGCGAAGAGGUGGUACUUCGGGAGGGUGAUGGGGCGUACAUGCACUUUGAGGGACCGGGUGAUAUUGUCGUCGAGAACAUCGGGGACAAGACUGCCGAGGUCUUGUUCUUUGACAUCGAGUAGAAAAAGAGCUCUCAGACUAUCAUCCAUUUGGCUUCGUCUAGCAGGCUCUCAACAUGUAUUAUGUUCGCAGUAACAUGUAUGUCCCAGUAUCUGUGAGGAUUCUCCGUGAGAUUUUCACAUGCGUCGCGUAGCGCAGCAUCUCAUCCAGGCCGCAAGCGAAGUAAAAGGUGUGUGAUCGGACUCCUCAAUAUGAAACUGGACUUGGACCAAUUGCAAUGACCGGCCAGUGCUGGACGUUUCAGGCAGUAUUGAUCGAUGAAAG
Molecule: messenger RNA, 1277 nt
Organism: Mycena citricolor
Lineage: Eukaryota; Fungi; Basidiomycota; Agaricomycetes; Agaricales; Mycenaceae
Source: the annotation of a GenBank genome assembly